GGAAGAUACUUAAACUUGGGUACAAGUGAAUCCAUAACAAAAUCUACAUUUUGUACUCUCAGGAAUUGGGUCAACAUCCAGACUACAUACCAGGGUGCUUUCAGGAAAAUCAUGAAAUUAUGGAUGUAAGUUUUGAAUUAAAAAAUGUCAAGAAGAUAAAGUUCAGAAAGAAACAGAAUGCUAUUAAGAGCAGAAACGGUAUUGACAACUUACCAGAUGCAAUUCUUGAGCACAUUUUGUCAUACCUAUCAACCAAAGAUGCUGUCAGAACAAGCAUAUUAUCGAAAAGAUGGCAAUACCUAUGGACAUCCAUUCCCAAACUUGAGUUUUAUGAAGAGGAACCGGAUAGGAAGACGAUGCUCAUGAAUUUUGUGGAAAGAGCGCUUGCACUUCGUGAUUCCUCAAAUAUAAAAGAUUUCUCUCUUUCAUGUGAUGUGGAAUGUGAAAUACAUCGCAUUAAUUCAUGGAUAAGUGCUGUGGUGAAGCAUAAGGUUCAGGUGUUAUAUUUGGGUCUUGCAAACUUUCAGGAAUCAUUAGAAUUGACGCCUCGCUUAUUUACAUGUGAAUCAUUAAAAGAGUUGACACUUUCCAUGUUCCAUUACCUCAAACUCCCUACUGCAAGUGUCAGUUUUCCAAGUCUCAAGAAAUUGAUUCUUAUGGAAGUUAUAUUUCCGGAUGAUAAUUCAACACAACAGCUCUUCUCAGGUUGCCCAAUUCUGGAGGAGUUAUUUAUAAUUGACUGCAUUUGGAAUAAUGUCAAGGCUGUGUAUAUCGCUCCUCCAAUGCUUCGAAUUCUACAUAUUAGUGAUGCAAAUGAGAAUAAAGAUGACCUGAAUGCUGACGCAGAUGGUCAGAAUGAAUCAAACAGUUGUCAAGUUAAGAUUUUUGGUAAUAGUUUGGAAUCUUUUUCUUUCAGUGGUGACCACCUAAAUGAUUUCUGCUUAUUAAAUUCAUCCUCAGUUGUUGAUGCAUCUAUUGAAGUCUUUCAAAGAGAUGAUGAAGAUUUCUACGUAGAUGUUCAAGAUGCUCAUCGUCUAUAUAAGCUUCUAGAUGGGCUCGGUAAUGUAGAAAAGCUGAGACUACAGGUUAGUUCUCUCGAGGUUCUCAAUUAUGCAGAGGAGUUAUUUCCCCUUCUUCCUGUUUUCAACAAUUUGACCAGUCUCACUUUGGGCAGUGAAUUACCAAUUGAAUUUUCUCGUCUACUGACCAUGCUUCGGAACUCUCCUUGUCUUGACUUUCUUGAACUAGCAAUGGGGAUUACAUAUCAUGGAAUUUUUGAUUCGAUAUUGGAUCGAAUGCCUUCGUGUCUCGUGACCCACCUCAAGACUAUCAAUAUUUUUGGUUUAUCUGGAGAUGAAAAAGAGAUUCAUGCCAUAAAGAUUUUGCUUAAAAUUGCGUCAGUUUUGAAGAGGAUUAGCAUUUCGUUUGAUGCAUUUGAUUUUGAAUGCAGUGGGGACAUAAUGAAGCUAAAGGAGAUUUCUGCCCAAAUACUGUCGUUCCCUAAAGGGUCAAGUUGUUCAAUAUUUUUCUGCUGAAUGUUUCUUGGGUUUCAA
This is a messenger RNA of Quercus lobata, 1553 nucleotides long. Its product is annotated as F-box/LRR-repeat protein At3g59190-like. NCBI's taxonomy places the organism in Eukaryota, Viridiplantae, Streptophyta, Magnoliopsida, Fagales, Fagaceae. The record is from RefSeq and is a predicted model, not a curated record. Gene Ontology annotation, molecular function: protein binding. The transcript is spliced from 4 exons. Bases 120 to 1535 code for a protein of 471 amino acids.